Andrographis paniculata is the source of this 1470-nucleotide messenger RNA. RefSeq lists its product as uncharacterized. Lineage: Eukaryota; Viridiplantae; Streptophyta; Magnoliopsida; Lamiales; Acanthaceae. Bases 837 to 1238 code for a protein of 133 amino acids. The transcript is spliced from 8 exons. The record is from RefSeq and is a predicted model, not a curated record.
UUACACCGGAUGAGUGCGAUUCUUCGAAUAACAACAACGAGUUUCAAGAGAAAAAGUUUGUGUAUCACAUAUUUUCUCCAUACAUAGAUCUGGUUGAGUAAUUGAUCUAGGUUUUUUUGUAGUCAAACGCCUUUAAUUAUCUUGUAUAAUUUGUGAUCUACAAUCUAUCUAUAUUAUGAGAUUCAUUUUAAUUUUUUUCCUGGAUUGUCAGAUUCUUUUAAAAUGAAUGUGAUACUAUUAUCCUACAAAAGUUUUCCGCGCGGGUUUCACAAUAUAUGGAGUAGAUAGCAUUUUCUUUUUAUGGGUGCUUAAAAUGUGUGAUUAAUUGCAAGUAUGUUUAUACUUAUGCUCAUCAUAGACAUAUUUUAAAUACAGCUUAUUGUUCGUUCUUUUCAUUAUAUGACAUACGUUAGUUAAUCAUGUAGAUUGUAUUGGCCUACCGAGUAUUCCUGAGGAUAACUGGCAUUGUAGAUAUUGUGAAAAUAGUUUUGGAAUGCAAAAAGAUGGGGUGAAUCUUGUCUGUACAGUUCUUGUUCAAAGACAUCUUGCUACCAAUCAUAAAGAAGGAAAAAUACUGGAGAGCAGUAGUAGCAAGGAAGUGUGUGAGGAUGAGCUUUAUUCAUGUGCCACUUGCAGGGGCAUGAUUUCGUAAGCAAAGGAUUCACAGACCUGACAGUUAUUAUUUGCAAGCAGUGUGAGAAAGAAUUCCAUGUCGGUUGUUUUGAGAAAGGAAAGGAAUGAUGAUCUUAAGGAAUUUCUGGAAGACAAAUGGUUCUAUUGUAAGAGCUAUAGUGGCUUCACUCAACUCUUGAGAAGUUAGCUAGGGACGAGCUGGAAUGCUUCUUGCUGCCAGUUUAGACCUUCUCAGGAGGAAAUCAGAACGGAAAAGAAAGGUGGCUGUAAAAUGGAGGCUUCUUACCGCCAACAAUUGUUCUGAAAAAGAGAGAGAACCGCUUUCCAUUGUUGUAACGCUACUAUAUGAGCAAUUCGGUCCUAUCAAAUUUAUUGGCAACAACACUGAUCUUGUUCCAGAAAUGGUUUACGGGAGGAGUGCCGAUCACCUUGAUUUCUUCAGGAUGCAUUGCAUCGUAUUAACAGUCAGAUCAAAGAUUGUUUGCCGUAGAAUAAUUCGGAUAUUUGGAGAGGACAUUGCAGAACUUCUGCUGAUUGCAACCAAUGAAAGGGAGCAGAAAAGGGAUACUGCUCGCUGUGAAAAAAAUUAUUCUUCCUGUUAUUAGUGUGCUAAAUCCAUGUAGAUGUAUAGAUAUGAAUUCAAAGUAGUUACUAGGUAACAUGUAUGGAUCGUUCCAGCCUCUGCUGCCAUGAUCUAUGUUUUUCUAUUUUACUUGAGCAGUUGUUGUUUCGUAGUCAGAGAAAUACCUGAAUAACUAUCAAAAGUUGUUGUUUGAAAGGACUACAGUACUGCACAAAUCAAUUACCCGAUCCUAAAGAAGCUCAGAGCCCAGUUAU